Molecule: messenger RNA, 522 nt
Organism: Kuraishia capsulata CBS 1993
Lineage: Eukaryota; Fungi; Ascomycota; Pichiomycetes; Pichiales; Pichiaceae
Exons: 1
Coding region: 1-522 (173 amino acids)
Biological process (GO): endosome organization
Cellular component (GO): BLOC-1 complex
Source: RefSeq, a predicted model, not a curated record
AUGGGGGAAACAAGCUCUGAGAUCAGCGUGGAAACGGGGGCUUCUACAAUUGAUGUUUUGUCAACGGAUCAGAACACCAUUAUGGAAGUUCAAGACGCUAGUUCAAUAAGGUCCGAUGACAAUGACGAUGGUGACAAUAUCGGAAUACUGCCAAGUUCGGCAUUGGCGGAUUUGCAAAUCUCCAAUUUACCAGACGAUGAUCCUCUGGAGGUAAAGUCUUUGGCAUUGGAAUUUGACUAUUUGAUCUACAAAAUCCAAGACCGUGUGAAAACCCUGAGCGACCAGACCAAAGACAGCGUUACUGCACAGAAAGUCAACUACGAAAACGAUAUCGCACGGAUUAACGCGAACAUUGGCCAGAUUAAUGAUUUGGUCCGAGAAUGUGAUCUUAUAGAAAACGAAUUCGUGAAGAUCGAGCAGAUAUCUCAGAUUGCCAAGGAUUUCACCAUGAGGCUUACGCAAGUAGAGAAAAAGUUGCAGCAGAGAAGAAAGCUGGAGAAGGAAUCGAGGGUAAGGUAUUAA